This is a messenger RNA of Chara braunii, 727 nucleotides long. The record is from the annotation of a GenBank genome assembly. NCBI's taxonomy places the organism in Eukaryota, Viridiplantae, Streptophyta, Charophyceae, Charales, Characeae.
GCGGAGCACGCAACUCUACUCUUGCGAUCGGAUCUGCCACUUGGCUAGAAAAAGCACAAUGUCAUAUAUGGACCUGAGAGCAGUAACAGUGAGAAGCUUCCGAACGAACGCGUGGGGACAAGCUGUAACCUGCUCUCGCGUGGCCGACUGUGUGGCCUCGACGGGGUAGACUCAUCUGGUAGUCGGUCCCCGGCACACUGAAAGUGACUGAACAUACACAAAGAACUGAGAGAUGAGACCCGAGAAGAUGGCGCGCCGACGGUUGGGUCUCUUGCCCCGGCUAGCUGUGCUCGGCGCUUUCAACCUGUCUGUGCUUUGUGCAUACCUCCUUGUCAUCGAGAGGUCGAAGAAUCGAGGUGGGAGUUAUUCAAAGGAUGGCUAUGAUUACUGGGAAAUGUUCAGGAAGCCGAAACAUAUCCGCGAGGCAGAAAAUUCUGCAGAAAAAUGAGACAGCAGAGAGAGAGAGAGAGAGAGAGAGAGAGAGAGAGAGAGAGAGAGAGAGAGAGAGAGAGAGAGAGAGAGAGAGAUUUGAGACGUGGCGAGGAGCUUUCAUUCUUCACUUUGUCCGUGAUCCUUAAGUUCAAAGUUCAGCGCACUCACUGGUGCUUACCCACCUUCUUCACUGAGUCUCACUUGUGCUAUGCUCACAGUCUCACAGUCCUUGUGCACGAUUAGUAGGGGCACGGGUUCAGUCGAUUAUGUACAAUUCUCAGUAUGCCCUUUGUCG